Molecule: messenger RNA, 1597 nt
Organism: Anneissia japonica
Lineage: Eukaryota; Metazoa; Echinodermata; Crinoidea; Comatulida; Comatulidae
Product: thioredoxin, mitochondrial-like
Exons: 4
Coding region: 161-613 (150 amino acids)
Cellular component (GO): cytoplasm
Molecular function (GO): protein-disulfide reductase activity; oxidoreductase activity, acting on a sulfur group of donors, disulfide as acceptor
Source: RefSeq, a predicted model, not a curated record
UUUGACAAAAAAUGACCUUUCAGAGGUCAAAUUGCUGUCAAGAAUAUGAAUUGGCUGCUUCGCAGCAAUUAAAACAGAUUAUUUAAUUUUUUACAAUUCUCAACGAAAGCUUAAAGCUGACAACUUUAACAUAUUUCUUGAUGGAAAUCAAAUUAGCACAAUGGCAUUACGGUUCCUGGUACAAGGUAGUCGACAGUUUCAGAAACAAUUAUCUUGGCCUAGUAGUAUUAUUAUUAUACAGGCUUUGAAAAGUUUGAAUGGUUCAUUGAUACACACUACAAGUCAACAACAAUCUUCAUUUAAUGUACAAGAUGAAGAAGAUUUCAAGAAGAGAGUUUUGGAGAGUGAGAAACCUGUCUUGGUAGACUUUCAUGCAAAUUGGUGUGGCCCCUGUAAAUUGCUUGGGCCCAGAUUGGAGGAAGUAGUCAAUGCUUCUAACGACAGAGUUGACUUGGCUAAAGUGGAUAUUGACCAGUUAACGGAUCUUGCUAUGGUGUACAGUGUAUCAUCAGUUCCAACAGUGAUAGCCAUUAAGAACGGUCUUAAAGUCGAUCAAUUUAUUGGCCUACAAGAAGCUGAAGUUAUCGAAGAUAUGAUUGCAAAGGUCGUAUAAUGGGGGCUUGUCCCCUGAACUGACUGGACAACUUGUUUGAUGGUGUCUCGGCCAUUCAGCCAGGACAUUGACUUGAUUCUUCAAUUAAUAAUAAUGGAGAAUGUUAAUCAUAAGAGAAAAAUAUAUGAUUUUGUUUUGUGAGUGAAGCAUAAUUUGUUUAAAAAUAUCAACAAUCAAGUAUCAAAGCUAGUUCUGUUGCAGUUUGCUUUUAAAUACAAAAAUGUAUCAACUUCAGUUAUUUAUGUUCAUACAAUAAUCAUAUGUACUAGCACUCAGUAAUCAUGUUUAAAAAUGUAAAUAUAGAAAAAUUAAAGGAUAUAGCCAAAAGGUCCACUGAUUAAUCUCAGAUAAGAAAGUAUAAUACAUACUCCAAGUAUUGAAAUACACGCCAUCGUGUUGGGAUUCAAUAUUUCGACAUAAUGAUGACAUAAUUAAUGUCGAAAUAUUGAAUCCCAACACGAUAGCGUGUAUUUCAAUACUUGGAGUAUGUAUUAUAUUUUCAUAAAGGAUAUAGAUUAUUACCACAAUUUAUUUUACAACUAAACUUAAUACAUUAACUUUAAUACAUUAUCACUGUAUCCAUAAGAUAUUUUGAGUGUCAAUCAAACUAAACUAAUGACUAAUCCUUUCCACAAACGCAUGUUUGCAUACGUCUGUUGUUUUGUUGUUUGUGUUGUUUUGUUGAACUUUGUGUAUAACAAUGUAAAGAGUGGGGCUUAGCAUAAUAAGCCAUUUGCAUACUGGCACAAAUUAUACCUUCUGGUCACUGGGAAUGCAGACCUAGUUGUAUUGCAAUAACAUUUAGCCUAAUGCCACAACAUCCCAUUUAUACUUCUGGGGGUAGAGAAUCCAACAUAGGUAAACUUCCCCUUUCAAAGACAACAGUAGCAUUAGAUUGUUCAAACUCCCUUCAUUUGUGUUUGAUAAAUUUAUUGUGCUGAUCUAUGUACAAAAACCAAAUAAAACUAAUGAAUUAUGUUUUAA